Amoebophrya sp. A25 is the source of this 1285-nucleotide messenger RNA. The record is from the annotation of a GenBank genome assembly. Lineage: Eukaryota; Dinophyceae; Syndiniales; Amoebophryaceae.
CUCGUCUUAUAAGCCAUAUGUUCGUCCUCGUUUUUUUGAAAACUGAAAUAGUAGCGAUUCGGUAUCCGAUUUCUGCUAUACUUUCGGCGCUACAGUACUCGGCGGCCUCAGCAGUAGACGAAAAUAGCUGCAUACGAGGCGCCAUGCCAUAACAUGACAUGAGCCCACCCUUCAUUCUGAUAACUACGAUACGACUCGUAUUCCACUACUAGCCAGUUUAUUUGACAGACAUUAAUUGUUCUGCUCCGAUAUCUCGUUUAACGUGAAAGAUUGAAAUACUAAAGCAGGUAAAUAACGUAGACGACUACUGGACGUAGUCCCUCAUUCCUCCUCAUUAGAUGUUGAUUAAGAUAAGUCUUGGCGUUCAACAUCCCACUUAAUAUUGAUUGACCUUUCAUCGAUGAGUAAUUCGUUCGGUAUCCAUCGUCUCUUUUUUUGUCUAAGUUCUACCUGAUUUGCCUUGGUCUACUUUAUUAACAAAAGAGUCUUUAUUUUAAGCAUACAAAUAUCUUCCGCGACCGCGAUGAAAGGAAAAAUGGGAGAAAAUAUCCCUAGAUGUGCUAGCACGAACAAGAGGAGCUGCGAGACUCUCGAAAGUCCAGACCAUGGGAAUAAAAGACAGCGGAUGACAUUGGAUUUUGCCGGCUCGUCUCCGUCUUCGGCUUCGUCCUCCUCCUCGUCAUCAACCACUCAACGGCCUACGAGACUAGAUCUCAGCGAGGAAGAAUUCGCACAAUGCGAAAAAUUUCUGGACGACCUGGAGCAUGGAGAAAGUGAGGAGAAGCACCGCGAAAAGCUGGCACGCUUCUGCGAGUACAUGGAAUCCCAAAUCCUGCCCAGCAUCCAGUUUCCUGAGCGGACUCGCAAUGGCAUUUACACGGACGAAGCCGUCCUUCAUUUUGGAUGUCAUUGGCAGACUGGAGUGUACAGAUAAGGCUUGCCCUAAUCCAUCUUCUGGAGCUUCCUGCGGAGGCUUUUCAAGGAGAAAAGGGGAGCAGGAUGCUUUUUCAGAUGGCUUAGGGUAGGCUCUAAUACAAGGAUGGAACGGAGAAACGCGCUGAUCGCCUAUGCCGGACCCUCGCUCGCUUUACGACCCACGGGCUAACCCGAAUAGAAGCUUCGCGGGCGAGCAGUUCGACUAGUACAUCAGCCAGUAGUGCUAGCAGUCCAUCGACUAGUAGCACUAGUAGCACAUCGAUUAGCGCAAGUACGUCUCUGCCCAGCAGGUUUAAUGAGCUUCAACUUCUCAAGAAUGUCAGCUGUGGGCUGCACACAGACAAUCCCG